Messenger RNA from Oncorhynchus kisutch (coho salmon), 617 nucleotides. Its product is annotated as germ cell-specific gene 1-like protein. The record is from RefSeq and is a predicted model, not a curated record. Bases 36 to 617 code for a protein of 193 amino acids. The transcript is spliced from 3 exons. NCBI's taxonomy places the organism in Eukaryota, Metazoa, Chordata, Actinopteri, Salmoniformes, Salmonidae. Gene Ontology annotation, cellular component: plasma membrane.
UGUGGCUGUCGGUGGUAUCAGAGGUACUAUACAUCAUGCUGUUGGUGGUUGGGUUCAGUCUCAUGUGUCUGGAGCUGUUUCAUUCCAGCAACGUCAUCGACGGACUUAAACUCAACGCCUUCGCUGCUGUUUUCACCGUGCUCUCAGGUCUGCUAGGCAUGGUGGCCCAUAUGAUGUACACCCAGGUUUUCCAGAUCACAGUUAGUCUGGGUCCUGAAGACUGGAGACCCCACUCCUGGGACUAUGGAUGGUCCUUCUGCCUGGCAUGGGGCUCCUUCACCUGCUGCAUGGCAGCUUCAGUCACCACCCUCAACUCCUACACCAAGACGGUCAUCGAGUUCCGGCACAAGCGCAAAUUGUUCGAGCAGGGUCUCAGGGAGGAGCAGAACUACCUCGACCAGGAGGCCUUCCAUUACUUCAGGGACCGCUCCCUGCAGUCCAUAUCCAGCUCCAUGGAGGUCUACCCUGGGCACGGGGGAGGAAGGCUGCCUGGGGGGCCUGGAGGCCUGGCGGGGUCCGGGCUGGUUGGAGUACCAGGGAGAGGGAAGAUGAGGGGGUCCUCAGGUUCCAUCGACCUGGGAGAGAACUCUGAGUCCCUGGGGGAGGAACAGUGCUGA